AUGACAACCCCUCAUUCAGCUAUAACCUACCGUUGGGAACAGAAUUCCGGCCGGCUGCGGUUGCAGGUCCGCCAGGCGACGAAGGCAGUGCGUAGUUACGACACCAUUGCGACGUCCACCGAGGGUCAUAGUGGAUUUGCCGUCCUUGAAGUUUCCAGAUGCAACGGUACACGGCACGGCAACGGCAAAGGCGACAGAGGGUGUGCAUACAUUUCACACGCGUGCUGGUGGCUUCCACGGUGGCACGAUCACCACACUGUGUACCGUUUCGUUAUCGAAUGUGUGAUUCACCGACUAAACGAGGAUAUGGUCGAAGUAAAGCUGCCCCCCCGCCCCACCGAUCCGUUAUGUCUAAUAAUCGGAAACAACUUGGUCAUGAUGUGUGCGCGAUCCGAGGAGAGCAGUUCCGGAACCACCGUGUCAGCUAACUAG
Molecule: messenger RNA, 432 nt
Organism: Soboliphyme baturini
Lineage: Eukaryota; Metazoa; Nematoda; Enoplea; Dioctophymatida; Soboliphymatidae
Source: the annotation of a GenBank genome assembly